Loxodonta africana (African savanna elephant) is the source of this 1830-nucleotide messenger RNA. RefSeq lists its product as uncharacterized. The record is from RefSeq and is a predicted model, not a curated record. The coding region runs from base 1 to 1830 and encodes 609 amino acids. The transcript has 2 exons. Lineage: Eukaryota; Metazoa; Chordata; Mammalia; Proboscidea; Elephantidae.
AUGUGCUGCUGUCUGGCCAUGGCGGACAUUUGUCCAGCCCACUGUGAUUUCCUGCUUGGCACCCCUUUGCCACCGAGUCACUUCCGACUCACGGCGGCCCCACGUGCGUCAGCCCGGCCGCCACCGAGUCACUUCCGACUCUCGGCGGCCCCACGUGUGUUCGCCCGGUCCCCACCGAGUCACUUCCGACUCUCGGCGGCCCCACGUGUGUUCGCCCGGUCCCCACCGAGUCACUUCCGACUCUCGGCGGCCCCACGUGUGUUCGCCCGGUCCCCACCGAGUCACUUCCGACUCUCGGCGGCCCCACGUGUGUUCGCCCGGUCCCCACCGAGUCACUUCCGACUCUCGGCGGCCCCACGUGCGUUAGCCGGGUCCCCACCGAGUCACUUCCGACUCACAGCGGCCCCACGUGUGUUCGCCCGGUCCCCACCGAGUCACUUCCGACUCACAGCGGCCCCACGUGUGUUCGCCCGGUCCCCACCGAGUCACUUCCGACUCUCGGCGGCCCCACGUGUGUUCGCCCGGUCCCCACCGAGUCACUUCCGACUCACAGCGGCCCCACGUGUGUUCGCCCGGUCCCCACCGAGUCACUUCCGACUCACAGCGGCCCCACGUGUGUUCGCCCGGUCCCCACCGAGUCACUUCCGACUCUCGGCGGCCCCACGUGUGUUCGCCCGGUCCCCACCGAGUCACUUCCGACUCACAGCGGCCCCACGUGUGUUCGCCCGGUCCCCACCGAGUCACUUCCGACUCUCGGCGGCCCCACGUGUGUUCGCCCGGUCCCCACCGAGUCACUUCCGACUCACAGCGGCCCCACGUGUGUUCGCCCGGUCCCCACCGAGUCACUUCCGACUCACGGCGGCCCCACGUGCGUUAGCCGGGUCCCCACCGAGUCACUUCCGACUCUCGGCGGCCCCACGUGUGUUCGCCCGGUCCCCACCGAGUCACUUCCGACUCUCGGCGGCCCCACGUGUGUUCGCCCGGUCCCCACCGAGUCACUUCCGACUCACGGCGGCCCCACGUGUGUUCGCCCGGUCCCCACCGAGUCACUUCCGACUCUCGGCGGCCCCACGUGUGUUCGCCCGGUCCCCACCGAGUCACUUCCGACUCACGGCGGCCCCACGUGUGUUCGCCCGGUCCCCACCGAGUCACUUCCGACUCUCGGCGGCCCCACGUGUGUUCGCCCGGUCCCCACCGAGUCACUUCCGACUCUCGGCGGCCCCACGUGCGUCAACCCGGUCGCCACCGAGUCACUUCCGACUCUCGGCGGCCCCACGUGUGUUCGCCCGGUCCCCACCGAGUCACUUCCGACUCUCGGCGGCCCCACGUGUGUUCGCCCGGUCCCCACCGAGUCACUUCCGACUCUCGGCGGCCCCACGUGUGUUCGCCCGGUCCCCACCGAGUCACUUCCGACUCUCGGCGGCCCCACGUGUGUUCGCCCGGUCCCCACCGAGUCACUUCCGACUCACGGCGGCCCCACGUGCGUCAACCCGGUCCCCACCGAGUCACUUCCGACUCUCGGCGGCCCCACGUGCGUCAACCCGGUCGCCACCGAGUCACUUCCGACUCUCGGCGGCCCCACGUGUGUUCGCCCAGUCCCCACCGAGUCACUUCCGACUCUCGGCGGCCCCACGUGUGUUCGCCCGGUCCCCACCGAGUCACUUCCGACUCUCGGCGGCCCCACGUGUGUUCGCCCGGUCCCCACCGAGUCACUUCCGACUCUCGGCGGCCCCACGUGUGUUCGCCCGGUCCCCACCGAGUCACUUCCGACUCACGGCGGCCCGACGUGUGUUAGCCCAGGACUGCGCUCCACAGAGUUUCAGUGGUUGA